Molecule: messenger RNA, 2844 nt
Organism: Hippocampus zosterae (dwarf seahorse)
Lineage: Eukaryota; Metazoa; Chordata; Actinopteri; Syngnathiformes; Syngnathidae
Gene: dnajb13
Product: DnaJ heat shock protein family (Hsp40) member B13
Exons: 8
Coding region: 613-1560 (315 amino acids)
Cellular component (GO): cytosol
Molecular function (GO): protein-folding chaperone binding
Source: RefSeq, a predicted model, not a curated record
GCCUGCAUGGUGAAGUAUAUUUUUGAGCCAUAAUUGCAGUUGUAUCUAAUCUCGUGUUUUAGCUAUUUUUAGAAAAUUCAUUUUCCCUCCAAAGCUUUCUUGUUUGGGUUCUCCCCUUUAUUGACGGUCCCUGGACUGGCCGGAUUCCCAUAGCAACCCAUGUAAACAUUUCCUACUCAAUGGACUGCUGUACUGUUGAAACCGUGGUUGUAAGUUAUUUUUUUUAAAUUCGUUAUUAUGCUUUUAAAUGUGCUUUUUGUGUCGCGUAUUGACCCUGGAAUUGAAAUUCCCGUUAACCUUUCAGCGGUGAAAGACGUCAGUUGCCCGACGUUAACAUAAUGCGCGUAACUCGCUUUAAAAUCAUUUACGUGCCAUUCACGCGUAUAGUACUGCGUCAUUGAUGCAAUCAAGAUCGAAAUUCUUUUGAUGAUUGUUUUGACAACCCUGACCCCAAGCACAUUUUUGUGAUUAUCACUUUUUGGUGUGUGAAGAGGGCGUUGUGGGAUUAAAAACGUUUACGUCGCACUAAUUUCAUUUGAUUCAUUUUAUAGGGUUUUUUUCCAUUCCUAUUUCCGAGGAAAAACAAAUCAAGACCCAGCAUUCAACGUUGCAAUGUGCAGCGAAUACUACGACAAGCUUGAAAUCAACAGAAAUGCGACAGACGCAGACAUAAAAAAAGCGUAUCGACGUCUGUCACUCAAGUUUCAUCCCAGCAGCAACAAAGAACCAGAAAGUGCAGAGAAAUUUUACCAACUGGGUGAAGCCUACGAUGUUUUGAGUGACCCUCGAAAAAAGGCAACAUAUGACAAGUUUGGAGUGGAAGGCCUGAAAGGUGGAAUCCCAUAUGAGUUUGGCAGCGGUGGUGCCUGGUCAACUAAAUACGUAUACCACGGCAAUCCAGACAAAACCUUCCGUCAAUUUUUUGGCAGUGACAACCCAUUCGCAGACUUUUACACAAAUGACAUCCCACUGCUGUUGGGUGGCCUGCUACCAGAAGAGGUCAAGACGCAAGAUCCCCCCAUCGAGAGGGAUCUUCAUUUAUCCCUGGAUGACCUCUUCCACGGUUGUACUAAAAAAAUCAAGAUAUCACGAAGGGUUAUGAAUGAUGAUGGCUACACGUCGGGUAUUAAGGAUAAGAUUCUGUCGAUUGAUGUGAAGCCUGGAUGGAAAGAAGGCACAAAGGUCAUUUUUUCCAAAGAGGGGGAUCAGGGCCCAAACAAGAUCCCUGCAGAUAUUGUGUUCAUAGUGCGACAGAAAGCUCACCCUCAAUUCAAAAGACAAAACAAUGACUUGAUCUACAAGGCCCAAAUCUCACUGGCAAUGGCUUUGACGGGUUGCUCGGUCAAUGUGGAAACACUCGAUGGCAGACUACUCAACAUUCCCAUCAAUGACAUUGUGCACUUCACAUACCAAAAAGUGGUGACUGGGGAGGGGAUGCCGCUCUCCCAGAAUCCUUCCCAGAGAGGAAACCUCAUCCUCACUUUUGGCAUCCAGUUUCCAGAGAGGCUCUCCCCAGACAGGAAAGAUCUUAUCAAACAAGCUCUACUUUUUAAAAAUUGAUCACAAUCUGUCUUCUUUAUUCGUCAUCAAGAAGGGAAAUGGAAUUCCAUUAUGCUUAAUAGGUCAUAAUGACAAACUGCUGAGUCAUGCUAAACACACUGCUUUUAACCAAACAUGUGGUUUAAGUUUGCUUAUGGCACAUUCCCUCGGGCAAUUUUUCACAGCCCAUUUACACUAACCGACCAUAUGCUGUAUGUACAAUAUACAAAUUAUGUAAUCAUGUCAGAAUAUUUGGAGCACCUCAAAACCACAAUAAUGCACCUAUUGUCGUCGUAUAUUUGAGCGUAGAUGUUUGUAUAGCUCUUGCAUCGUGUUUCAUUGGAUUGUGCUGGUGUACCUAAUGUUGUGGCUGGACCCUGGUCUGUCUUCACACACCUCCCAGCACUUAAGAGGGUGUUACAAAUUUAUUGUCCAUCAUCAGGAUAGUUAGCAGUUCACCAUAUGACAACUGUUGGCAAUUGCAAACCAGUUUAGCCAGAAAAUCAAACCAGCCUGAUUUUUUUUUGAUACUCGCAAACCAGUUGAUCUUUUUUCAUAAACCAGUACGCUGUCGAUUUCACGCCCCAGUCACAACAGCAUGUCCACCUCUACAAUCUAUGAGAAUACAGAAACCAAAAUAUUAGAAUCACCUUUCACAAGUGCCUGUGAGAGUAAAUCCAAUAAAGUUUAAAUCCAAUAAAGUUUACUGACUCCCCAUUUUCCCUUCAAGUAAGAUAUAUGUUCGGUGACUUGAUAGACAGUGGCAAUGUAAAUCAUACACUUAAAUAACAAUUGUUUGCAAAAAUGAUGCUUUAUUGUACCUUCUUAACACUUUUGUCACAUGUUUAGAAUUUAUUGACCAGCAACAAAUCAAUGUAUUUCAGUGCAUUUCCUAUCAUUAAACCCGGGCUCACAAGCAGGAACUGUGACACUCCAAAAACAAACCAAUCAUAUUUUAGUCUACUUGUUGUGUGUGGUCUCAAGAAAGAAAUACCGUACAAACGUAAGCAACACUUCCAUAUGAUCUGCUCGUUUGUUUUUGUAAACAUAAACAUCCUGUUUUCAAGCAGACACCCAAUUUGGAUCUGCAUAUUUGGGCCCUUAACUAAAUUGCAAAAGGAGGGCUUGCAACAAUUCCCAAUUCCAGCAGGAAUUUGUGGACCUCUGAUCUACCUGAGCUGUGACCACCUGGCCCCGCCCCCCAGCCCCAAAAAACGAUUUCUCUUUGUACUCAGUGGCAACUAACCACUCGUCAUCACUGUCCACUUGCAUGAAUCUUUGGUCUGUGUGUUGAUUCUUGCUGGA